AUGGAAAGUGAGUUGAAAAAUUUAGCAGUAAUGCUUUUCGAUGUUGGUGCAAUUAAAUUUGGUGAGUUUAUCACCAAAGUUGGACUCAAAACACCGGUGUACAUCGAUUUGAGGGUUAUUAUUUCAUAUCCCAAGCUUCUCAACCAAAUAUCGAAUAUUCUAUGGAAGCUAGCUGAUGAUGUAGACAAAAUCGAUCAAAUUUGUGGUGUUCCAUACACAGCACUACCAAUAGCCACUUUAAUAUCAGUGGACUCUAACAUCCCCAUGCUGAUAAGACGAAAAGAAGCAAAAAGUUAUGGAACAAAAAAAUUAAUCGAAGGAAAAUUCGCGGCUGGGGAUAAUACUGUAAUUAUUGAAGAUGUGGUAACCAGCGGAAGCAGUAUUCUGGAGACUGUUAAAGAUCUCAAGCAAGAAAGUUUGAAUGUUACAGCCGCCUUAGUAAUUAUGGACAGAGAGCAAGGUGGUAGAAAAAACAUCGAAGACAGUGGAAUAAAAAUGAAGAGCUUGUAUACGAUGACUAAGUUGAUGGAAUAUCUCCAGGAAGCUGGAAAAGUAACCCAGGACACUGUAGACGGUGUUUUAAAGUAUUUGGCUGAGUGUUUGGCGCCUGUUAAGACUUUAGAGAAAGAAGGCAAUGAUCGAUUGAAGAUGGACUUUUUGUCGCGCUCAAAGCUAGCAAAGAGUCAGAUUGCAGCUAAAUUGCUCCAACUCAUGGACAUGAAAGAGACAACACUGUGUUUAGCCGCUGAUUUGACUAAAGCUGACGAAAUUGUAGAUUUAGUAAAGCUCGCUGGUCCUCAUAUAGCCGUAUUGAAAAUCCACGUUGAUAUUAUUGAAGAUUUCAAUCAAGAUUUUAUUAACCAGUUGAAAAAUUUGUCAGAGAAACAUAAAUUUUUAAUCAUGGAAGACCGUAAGUUUGGAGAUAUAGGCAAUACAGUUUCAUUACAGUACUCUAAAGGUGUUUACAAAAUUGCUGAGUGGGCAGAUUUGAUCACUGUUCAUCCUGUAGCUGGUCCAGGAAUUUUAGAUGGGCUUAAAAAUGCUUUGAAAAAUAUUACUGAUGAACGAGGGAUUUUUUUGAUCACCGAAAUGUCUUCCAAAGGUGCACUCACUACCGGAGAUUACACCAAGCAGACUCUGACUAUGGCAGAGACAUCUGACCUUGUUGUAGGUCAUGUUUGUCAGUCGAAUAUUUUCUUAAAUCCUGGACUUGUUCAAUUAACACCUGGCGUUAAGAUUUCCAAAGCUUCUGACGAUUUGGGCCAGCAGUACAAUACUCCGGAAGCUGUUGUUAACUCUGGUGCUGACUUGGCAGUCGUUGGUCGUGGUAUUACCGAAGCUGCAGAUAAACUUCGUGAAGUUAUUAAUUACAAAAAUCAACUUUGGACCGCGUACAAAAAUAGAAUUAAUUAA
Molecule: messenger RNA, 1413 nt
Organism: Cotesia congregata
Lineage: Eukaryota; Metazoa; Arthropoda; Insecta; Hymenoptera; Braconidae
Source: the annotation of a GenBank genome assembly